Molecule: messenger RNA, 1190 nt
Organism: Zea mays
Lineage: Eukaryota; Viridiplantae; Streptophyta; Magnoliopsida; Poales; Poaceae
Product: 21 kDa protein
Exons: 1
Coding region: 215-826 (203 amino acids)
Biological process (GO): negative regulation of catalytic activity
Molecular function (GO): enzyme inhibitor activity
Source: RefSeq, a predicted model, not a curated record
UUAUAAACUAUGUCUAUGAGUACAAAGAUUUGACUUCCCUACGCCGCGGUAGGCACUUCCACGGACGACGGUUGGGUUGGCAGCAGGCACUUGCGCUUCCCCACGCCGCCGCACGCCAAGAAACUAAAAGGGGGCAACCGACGGGCUCGUUCACCUAUAUUUGUUAAGUUUCAGGCAGAGAGAAAGAUAGAGGAGCAAACAGCAACUCCAGAAGAUGAGUCUCCCUCGCCGCCGCCACCUUGUCCUGCUCGCCUGCCUCCUGGUCUUCCUCGUCUUCGCCGCGUCCGCGUCGACGAGUUCCGCCGAGGUGGCCCCGAGCGUGGCGGUGGACUUCGUGCGGCGGUCGUGCCGGUCGACGGAGUACCCGCGCGUGUGCGAGAGCACGCUGGUCCCCUGCGCGGCUGGCGUGGGGCGCAGCCCGCGCCUGCUGGCGCGAGCGGCGCUGGUGGUUGGCGCCGACCGCGCGCGCAACUGCUCCUCCUACAUCCGCGGCGGCGGCGGCGGCGCGAUGAAGGACUGCGCGGAGCUGGCGCGCGACGCGGAGGAGCGGCUGCGGCAGUCCGCGGCAGAGAUGGAGCGGAUGGGCCGUGCCGGCACACCGCGCUUCGCUUGGUCCCUCAGCAACGUCCAGACCUGGGCCAGCGCCGCGCUCACCGACACCUCCACCUGCCUCGACUCCCUCGCCCAGCAGUCCCGCGGUGGCAAGGACAGCGACGACGCCGUCAGGGUGAAGAGGAGGGUGGUGGCCGUCGCGCAGGCCACCAGCAACGCGCUCGGGCUCGUCAACAGGCUCCAGCCGGCGCCGCACCGGCGGCGUCUCCUGUGACUCUUGUAGCAGCAGCUAGCCACGGAAAUCUUUGAUGGUUCCUCGUUCUCAUCCAUGUCGACAUCAUCCGUCCCCUGCAUCUCCUUCUCCAAUUGCCAUGUAUGCGUGUAUGUAUGGGUAUGGUAUGCGUGUAUGUAUGGACUACGGAUCGAUCAGCUUUCUCGAUUGCGUGGUUGUCGUUGUCUAUCUGUAGUAACUCUGCAGCUGGGAUCACUCAAUUCCCGCUAGUGGUUGUUCAGGAUUAUGCUCAAGUUUAUGCGUAGUAAAUAGCAAAAUCUUUGAUUAGCCUAAUCUCUAAGACAGUGAGGGGGUAGACUACCAUUCCGUGUUCUGUCAUAUUGUCAUAUUCCGUGUUCUGUCAUUC